AACAGUAAUUAAUUCAGAAGACAGAGCUUCACAGUUGGGGAUUUAUUUCAAUACAGAUGAACCAGCGAGGGAAGGCUUAUAGUUGAUGUUCAGAUGAACGGAACACAACGGAGAACAUUAUUUUCUACUCAAAUAAUGUACACUAGCAGAAGUGCUUAAAAUGGCAACAUCUAUUUUUCUAAUGUUGUCCAUCUUUAACAGGACACAACUCACUAGGUUAGCCAUUUUGCUGAGCAUCAUUGGGGUUCCAGCUGCAAAUAUCUGCGGUGAUAAAACCUUUCGAAUAGCACCACUGUACAGCCACCUGAAACCUGUAGAACGUCCAGCAAAAGAACUCAACGUGUCCAGUAGAAUGGCUUGUUCCACAACGUGCUAUUAUAACGUCAAGUGUACAGGUUUUUUCUACAACGACAACGGCCGCAGAUGUUCUAUGUUCAACGUCAGAUUUCACUCCUUGUCUUUUGUGAACGAAACAGGAACACAGGCAUACGAAGUCGUUUCCGGUGUUCCAUCUGACUGUUAUGACGUCAUGCAGAAAGGUGAUGGUACCGGUGCAGUGUAUACCAUUGUACCGCGUGACAACGGCGCACCAAUCAACGUAUCAUGUGAAGAAGAAGGCUGGUUGGUUAUUCAGCGACGGACGGACGGGUCAGAGGAUUUCUACAGAACUUGGAAUGAAUAUAGAUACGGAUUUGGAGAUUUAAAUAACGAGUUCUGGUUAGGAAAUACAAACAUCCAUCGUAUAACUAGCCAGGGUCACUAUGAUCUGAGAAUUGACUUGGAAGACUUUGAAGGAAAUACCAGGUACGCGCUGUAUAAGAACUUCUCCGUGGCAUCAAAGCAGGACUACUUCCGGUUGAGUGUUGGAGAAUACAGUGGGGAUGCAGGAGACGGUCUUGGUAACCACAGUGGCUACAGGUUCUCAGCAAGAGAUCUGGACUUGGAUGCAUAUAAAUCCAACUGUGCCCAGAUGUUCAAAGGAGCCUGGUGGUACAAGUCCUGCCACUCCUCAAACCUGAACGGCCAGUAUUUAGGAGCAUCUCAGAAGUCGUACGCGGAUGGUGUGGACUGGAGUAGCUGGCGAGGUCACUAUUAUUCUAUGAAAACAUCAGUGAUGAAGAUCAGACCAAUGAAAUUCUGAAACAAUCGUAAUGAAAAUUAGAUUGCUGGUAUUAUGAAGAAUAGAUUCCUGGAAUUAUGAAGAUUUGAUUCCUAGAAUUAUGACGAUUCGGGCAAUUAUGGUAAUGAGAAACCACGAAUUCCAAAAUGAAUAUUAUAUUAGUCAGCACGAACAUUAGACCCCACACACUACUAAGACAACAUCCCAGAAUAUUACAUUCUGGAAUUAUGAAGAUUAGAUUCCUGGAAUUACGAAGACUAUAACCCAUACAUUAUGAAGAUUCUUGAAAUUAUGACAAACACAUUGUUAUUUGUAUCAACCUGAAAUACAAGAAAUAUAUCAUUUUAUGUGAUGCAUCGUUUUAAUGAAUUUACAAUGCUGUAGGAAUUUUUAUAUUACUGAUGUUUUUAUGUCAUUUGUCGUGUGAACAAGAUAUAUUAUGAUGAUUGCAUUAUGGGUAUAGCACUCUGUAAUGCAGUAUAUGCUUAGUGUAACGUGUUUUUGUUUUAACUGUAUAUGCAACUUUAAAAAAUAUCACACACUGAUUACACAUGUUACACUACCUAUUAUAUUACAUAUAUAUAUAUGUGUAUGUAUGUGUGUAUAUAUAAUUAUGUUGUUGUUGCAUAGCGUCUAUAAUAAUUAAACGCUUUACGUGUAUAUGAUUUUAACCAUCUGUAUAAUCGAAAGUUGAUCGCCGUGAAGACGUUUUUUGGUUUAUUUUUUGUCCCUGGUUAUGUCUACUUUUUCAAUCAUCUCUGAAAUUAUAAAUUAAAUGUGUUUAUAUGGCCAUGUCUGUAGCUUUGGGUUUAUUUUCCUUCAAAGUAAAGUUCCAUUGUAAUUCUCUGAUCGUAAUUGAAAAACAAACGGGCACUCAAUAACUUCCGUGACACGCAGUUACUGGUGGUGUAAUUCGAUUGGUUCUCAGCAUCCUCACUGAACAGUAGACGACUUGCCAUUGGCUGUACAUGUCAUCUGUAUGUAUGGUCACUCUAUCGAGUCUCGAGAAACAAAACAAAUGAGGUGUUAUGCUAUGUUUUUGAUUGUUUCUAGUCAGAUAUGAUUGGUAAAUAAACAUGAACUGCUGA
Gigantopelta aegis is the source of this 2208-nucleotide messenger RNA. Its product is annotated as microfibril-associated glycoprotein 4-like. The transcript has 5 exons. Bases 161 to 1141 code for a protein of 326 amino acids. NCBI's taxonomy places the organism in Eukaryota, Metazoa, Mollusca, Gastropoda, Neomphalida, Peltospiridae. The record is from RefSeq and is a predicted model, not a curated record.